UGGGACUCAGCAGGCGAAAUGGAGGUGUCGUCUGCCGCCUGGAACCGCUCCGUCUGCGCCGUUCAUCACCUGUAUCAGCACGCACCGAGCGUCGUCGUCUUGGAGGUCCUCACUAUCAUACUGCUUAUUGUCCAUGUGCUCAUCGAGUACAAACUUAUACGCAGAGUCUCUAGUGUGUCACUUACGAAGUGUUUUCCCUCGCCCUUUUCUUUGCGUCACUCUGGCACCACAAAUACAUUUACUGAGUACGUUUACCGAGUCUGGCGCCUGCUGCGUCUUGUGUCGCUGGGGCUCCUCGUGCUGGCGCUGAGCGAAUGUGACUUUGUCCUGGGCUGCCGACAGUUCAUCGUGUGGCAGCUGGAAGUACUGGCAGUGCUGCUUGUGUGGCUUCACUUUGUGGCAACUCUGAACAAGAUUUUAUGGUCCUCGGGACUUAUUCCAAUUGAUACCAUGCUAUUAUUUCCCUUCGCGCUGCUUCUUCUGCCGCUUUUUCUCUAUUUGCUUGCAUUUGCCGUGUCUUUUCAUUUUAUCUUUUUGGAGAACAAGACUUUUGGUUCCAUGCCUUACUCUUUUGUGAAGACCAUCACGAUGAUGCUCGGAGAUUUUGGUUACGACGAUACUUUUGCUUACGAUAACACCAAUGGAUCGUACCCACUCCUGUCGAACGUGUUGUUAGUAGUCUUCAUCCUCUGCAUCAUAGGAAUGGUACUGAAUUGUGUCUCUGGAGGCUUUACAGAGAAGUUCACUGAACUAAGGAAAAAGGAGCAAGUAAACCGAGCGAUAUCGCUUCUUCGCACCCACUUGCUCAUCGAUGAAUUCGUGCCGGAAUGGCGCAGAAAAUAUGCUUGUUCACUUAAAAUUCGCGAGAUGAACUGGCGAUCGUCUUCUGUUAGUUCCGAAAUGCUCCAAGAGCAGAAAAGGGAAACUUCAGCACAGGGUCUCGAGUUGACGAAGAUAGUUGAUCAACUGACGAAAUUAGCGGAAGACAUGAAAGAUAUGAAGCAAAGUAACUAACUUUUCUCUGUAAUUGAUAUCCGAAUAGCAACAUUAGCAAACGUCUGAAAAGGAACUCCAACUGACGAAGUUGGGAAAAAGAUGAAAGACUUGAAAUAGGCAUCCAAAUUCUUCUUAUCAGCUCAUCAGCAAAACGCAUUGUGACAGGUGACCUGUUUCGCUGAAAAAGUACCAAAAAAUUAGAAGCAAUUUAUACUCUUAUUUUUACAUAUUUUAAAAGGUGGUUGUCUUCAGAUUGGCAAUAUGUAUCGACGUUGGUUAGGCGUGAAUGCAAGGCCAGUUGAUCAUGAUUCGAGCGUUUUUAAGGUCAUAGAUAGCAGCCCCUAGUUUUAACGGCUAAUAAACGUGUACAAGUGGCCAGAAUGUUAAGCCAAUUGAGAAAUUUAGCUGUAGCUUAGGAGCUAAACUACAGCUCCUAAAAUCUUCUGCCAUAACUUUGUUUCAUGUAGAAGAUUGUAAUAAAUAAAUAUUUUGAAAUCGAUUCAAGUAUACAAUUCCUAUACAGUUAAUCGAAAUCAUGAUAAAAAUAAAUAAUUAAUAUGGUAGUGAUUUUCGGUCUAUAUAAUGUCAUUUUAGAAUUUAGAAGCUAAUACACAUUAUAUUUAUAACUUAAUAUGAUUAAUGCCAUACAAAAAAUGGCGAGGCGAAUACAAGAUUCAUGGGUUUUUUGUCGAGUCCAAAACUCAUGCAGGAGGCGCUCAAUCGAUAUUGAUAAUUAUCGAGCAGGCAAAGACUACUUCUUUCAAUAAAUAAUUUCAAAUGAUUAUAAAGUGAGUAAACGAUGUUGUCUCAAAUUGCAGAAAAUAUGUAAAUGUUCAAGGGUCUUGAUUUGUAAUAAACGUCAUCGAUUUAAAAAUAAUCAAUGAAAAAUAAAAACAAACCAAACAACACAAAGUUGGUCCAACUUGAGCGCCCUUUUGAUUGAUUUUAACAGCCCGUGGGAAAUAUUUCUAUGUCUUUUCUUUUAUUUCUAUGUUGAUUCUGUGUUCAAGUUUAUGGAACCUACUGCAAGGACUUUGUAAGGGUAUUACGUACGUUGUAUAGACUACAAUUAUAAAGAGUAUUUAUUGAUCGAAAACUGUAAAAUUGAAAAUUAUUAGGAGUUUUUUCAUACUUAAUUAUUUCGGUUAUU
Messenger RNA from Hyalella azteca, 2146 nucleotides. RefSeq lists its product as uncharacterized. The transcript is spliced from 3 exons. The record is from RefSeq and is a predicted model, not a curated record. The coding region runs from base 19 to 1014 and encodes 331 amino acids. NCBI's taxonomy places the organism in Eukaryota, Metazoa, Arthropoda, Malacostraca, Amphipoda, Hyalellidae.